CAUAUUGUUUCCACGCAAAUCCCCAUUUUGCUUGUUAAUCCUCCGGCGCCGGAGUUCUUCGCCCGGUGAUCCGGCGGCGAUGGGUUGCUCCUCGUCGAAGAAUGUCGUAUCGGUGACACCGGUGCUCGACUCGUCUGGCAUUCUCAGGGAUAGCCGAGGGUCGGAAGCGGUUUCUGAGAAAUCGUUGAGGGGGAAGUCGAGGGAGAAUGAGGAGGUAGAGAAGGAGAAGAUCAAGGAGACGAAAGAAACGGUGAAAGUUGUCGUGGAAAGCCCUAAAUUGGUUACUGCUAGAUUGGGGAACUUUCACAAGGACACUGAAGGGGAACAAGUCGCCGCCGGUUGGCCGCGGUGGCUCACCGCCGUGGCUGCUAAGGCUAUUCAUGGUUGGGUGCCCCUCAAAGCUGAAAACUUUGAGAAAUGGGAUAAGAUAGGGCAAGGAACUUAUAGCACUGUGUUUAGAGCAAAAAAUCUUGAAACUGGGAAGAUUGUUGCGCUGAAGAAGGUGAAGUUUGACAAUUUUGAUACAGAAAGUGUCAAGUUCAUGGUUCGAGAAAUCGAGAUUCUUCGUAGGCUCGACCAUCCUAAUAUUAUGAAAUUGGAGGGUUUGAUCACCUCGCGCUUAUCUUGUAGCUUAUAUCUAGUUUUUGAAUAUAUGGAACAUGAUCUUUCUGGAUUGUCAUCAUCACCAGAUGUAGAAUUCACUGAACGACAGGUAAAGUGUUACAUGAAACAAUUGCUAUCUGGCCUUGAACAUUGUCAUUCAAGAGGAAUCAUCCAUCGUGAUAUUAAGGGUGCAAAUCUUUUAGUGAACAAUGAAGGAAUCUUAAAAAUUGCAGAUUUUGGUUUGGCGAAUUUCGCACCGCCUGAAAAUAAGGAUCCACUAACUAGUCGUGUUGUUACGCUUUGGUAUCGGCCCCCCGAGCUUCUCUUGGGCUCAAUCGAUUAUGGAGCAUACGUAGACAUGUGGAGUGUUGGUUGUGUAUUUGCUGAGAUGUUUCUCAAGAAACCCAUUUUGCAAGGAAGGACCGAAGUUGAGCAACUCCACAAAAUCUUUAAAUUAUGCGGUUCCCCAUCGGACGAAUAUUGGAAGAAUUCAAAGUUACCUCAUGAAAUAAUUUUUAAGCCUCAUCGCCCUUAUGAGGGUCACCUCCAUGAGACUUUCAGAAACUUGCCACAUUCUGUCUACAAAUUAUUAGAAGUACUUCUAUCCAUAGAUCCUCAACGGCGCGGGACUGCAGAAUCUGCUCUAUCUUCUGAGUAUUUCUCAACACCGCCUCUUUCGUGUGAACCAUCAAGUUUGCCAAAAUACCCACCUACUAAAGAGAUCGACAUGAAAAGCGAUGAAGAUAUUAACAGGAAGAUUCCAAAGGGAAAUGCCAAAGUAAGAGUCACAGAAGCGACGAGAAAGCCGACAAAGGUUCAUAGAGAUCCACAAGAACCAAUUGCCUUGCGUAGACCAUCAAACCGCCAAGAGCCGGAGCCUCAAAAAAAGAACAGUGGAACCGAUAACAGCAGGGAUAAGUUAACCGGCCCCAGAGUUAACAGCAACUCCAGACUGAUUGUAGAUCUUCAGCCAAUGGCGGCGCUUAAUCCUUCCGAUCGAGGUCGACACACAAGGCAUGCUUCUCAAGGCAGCGGCGUUCCUUUCUCAGGUCCUCUGCGCGCUAAUAAUCAUUCUAAUGGCUCCAAGGGGGAUAGAAAACUGCAUGAAAAUCGUUCAUUCGUUAAAUCUCAUAGUAAGUAUACGUCGAGGAACAAUAGUCAUCCCCCGCCGGAGCCGGCCGCUGCCACCAUCAGAAACAGAGUUAGUUCUAGAUUUGAUGUUCAAGGUAAUGCACGUCCUUCGCAUGAUCGGCUCGAUCAUGACCGGCAAAAUGAGCAGUAUAAGUUGGCAAAGAAAGCGAUGUUGAAAAGCUUGACUCAGCUGGAACACCCAGACUCAUUUGAUUCUUCCAAAUUCCAUUCACAUGAUUUCUCAAGAAAGGGCACGAUGCAGUCAAAGCGCAGUAUGCUGGGAUACCAUGAUGAAAGGGAGAGAGUGGACUUCUCCGGGCCGUUGUUAUCUAAAUCCCAGAAAGUUGAUGAAUUGUUAGAAAAACACGAGCGGCAAAUCCGAAAGGCGGUUCGAAAAUCAUGGUUCCAAAAAGUGGCUGGAAGAAAACAAGUUAAGUAAAUCAAAGUGAUUGCUUAAACAGAGCUCCUGCUGAUCCUUUGUUAUAAACAGCCCUUCAAAAUUAGUUUGGGUGAAGGCUAUUAUAUUCACAAGAAUGAAGCUAAAUAUGCUUCAUUUUUUCUCAAGGUGAGAUUAGCACCCUUAAAUUUGUUGAGGUUAAAAAAAAAAAAAAAAAAAAAUCUUAUACAUAUGUUGAUGCUGAGAUGUUGACCAAAGAGAAUGUUCCAGUUUUUAUCUAUAAAUGAAAAGAUGGGUACUGCA
Molecule: messenger RNA, 2434 nt
Organism: Phalaenopsis equestris
Lineage: Eukaryota; Viridiplantae; Streptophyta; Magnoliopsida; Asparagales; Orchidaceae
Product: probable serine/threonine-protein kinase At1g54610
Exons: 9
Coding region: 80-2173 (697 amino acids)
Biological process (GO): protein phosphorylation; positive regulation of transcription elongation by RNA polymerase II
Cellular component (GO): cyclin-dependent protein kinase holoenzyme complex; nucleus
Molecular function (GO): RNA polymerase II CTD heptapeptide repeat kinase activity; ATP binding; cyclin-dependent protein serine/threonine kinase activity
Source: RefSeq, a predicted model, not a curated record